UUUCCAACCGCUAAUAAAAAUCAAGUAGAAGACGAAAAAGAAGUGGUUACAAAAUUAGCUGCAAGGAUUUAGUAUGUGUGCGAAUGUUUUGUGAUUUGAAGAUAUAAAAAAAAUAGAUUUCUGAAUUACAUCUCCGUCCAAUUGAUGGCGGUAAUGCACAGCGGUUGCAAACUGUCAGAAAAUGCCACAGAAGAAGAAGAAGAAGAAGAAGAAGAAGAAGAAGAAGAAGAAGAAGAAGAAGAAGAAUUGGCGGGGAAGUUUUGUGUUGCUAAGGCCGAACAAGUUGGUGACAAAUUUGAUGAUGGCGACAACGUCAGUCGAGGAAAAGCUUACUCCAUCUUGAAUGAGAAUGCUGAGGAUUUUCCAUAUAGCCGUCGGGAUUAUUUACCACUACAUCCUGCAAUCUGAAGCGCCGCAGCUACUGUGCCCCAGGAACGCCUGCAGCCAUGCAGCAAUCAAAGUGAGACGUCAUUUUCUACCACCUGCACCCAUGGGAGCAUUGGAAUGGACAGCGAAGAAUAGCAGAGGGGAAGAGAGAGGGAGAUAGGACUCUUAGGGAAGGGGAUGCAGACAGUUGGACACAUAGGAAAAGGAGAAAAGAGAAUUUGAAACUGUCGGGCUGGGAAAUGACCAGAAAACACUGGAGGAAUGAGUAAAAGAAGGACCAGCACCAAAUGCUUUUUGUCCUCAUGUACUGCUUUGAGACCCACAGAGAUGGAAACAAGAAUGAAAAAGCAACAGGAAGCAGAUAGAAACAUAGGGGAAUAAUGAUUAGAGGACGGGAAACAACUAAUAGUUAAACCCGAAGAUGAGAUAUUGAUGGUAUCAACUGAGCUAUUAUCACAGAUACAGUGGAAAAGAAAAAUUCAAUAAAAAGGAAUAUGAAAAAGAAAA
This is a messenger RNA of Poecilia latipinna (sailfin molly), 894 nucleotides long. RefSeq names its product protamine-3-like. NCBI's taxonomy places the organism in Eukaryota, Metazoa, Chordata, Actinopteri, Cyprinodontiformes, Poeciliidae. The record is from RefSeq and is a predicted model, not a curated record. The transcript is spliced from 2 exons. The coding region runs from base 145 to 408 and encodes 87 amino acids.